Messenger RNA from Volvox carteri f. nagariensis, 156 nucleotides. RefSeq lists its product as uncharacterized. The record is from RefSeq and is a predicted model, not a curated record. Lineage: Eukaryota; Viridiplantae; Chlorophyta; Chlorophyceae; Chlamydomonadales; Volvocaceae. The annotation marks the transcript as partial. The transcript has 2 exons.
AUUGAGGAUCUGCACGCUACAGCCUGCGAGAGCGGUAAAACAUCGUACGACGACCCAGAAACAGGUUAUAUGGUCUUCACGCAACUCGCGCUGGCUAAGCGCGGGUACUGCUGCGCCAACCGCUGCCGCCACUGCCCCUGGGGCCACAUGCGGGUG